This is a messenger RNA of Perca flavescens (yellow perch), 2522 nucleotides long. RefSeq names its product carbonic anhydrase IV a (gene ca4a). The coding region runs from base 205 to 1239 and encodes 344 amino acids. NCBI's taxonomy places the organism in Eukaryota, Metazoa, Chordata, Actinopteri, Perciformes, Percidae. The record is from RefSeq and is a predicted model, not a curated record. Gene Ontology annotation, cellular component: plasma membrane. The transcript has 9 exons. Gene Ontology annotation, molecular function: zinc ion binding; carbonate dehydratase activity.
UAUAUGAAAUAUGCUACUGAUAUAUAAGGAGUUUUCAAGAGGAAUAGGUUAUUUAGAGCCUAAUAUUCCUCUUUUUACACAGUUAAUCCUCUGAGGGUGACAUUAAGUUACCUGUGGAGCAAUAAUUGUGAUGGUGAUUAACUCCAUCUGAUUAUCAGAUACCUCUCAAAUCACCAGGAAGUGUUCCCUGAACACAAGGAGCCCAUGGAUGGGCCCCCUCAUUGGAGCUCUUAUCGGUGGAGAGCUUUAUUAGAAGCAUGCCUGAAGGAGGAGGGGCCACUCUUUCUUUCCUGUCAGGGUCGAGUCAGCUCCAAAAUGCAGCAGCUAAUCCUGCCCGUUCUCCUGGCAUCCUUUUGGACCAUCUGCACAGGAUCAGGAGAUUGGUGCUAUCAGUCCCAGUUCACCUGCGAUCAUCAGUGCAAUGCACCAGACAAGUGGAACCACGUCCAAAGCAACUGUGGUGGAAACGCCCAGUCGCCCAUCAACAUCGUCACCAGGAAGACUUUGAAAGAUGAGCGAUUGACUCCUUUUGAGUUCAACAACUAUCAGCAGAUCUUCAGAGACACAAUCAAGAACAACGGCCACUCGGUUAAGGUUGGAGUUCCUCACCUCAGCACCAUCUCAGGUGGAGGACUCCCGACCACCUACAAAGCUGUGCAGUUCCACAUGCAUUGGGGCAACAAAGGAGGGCCCGGCUCUGAACAUACCAUCGAUGGAGAGCGGUAUCCCAUGGAGCUGCACAUCGUUCACAUGAAGAACGAAUACACUGAUCUGGCAACAGCUCUAUCAGACCCAGAGGGAGUUGCAGUCCUUGGGUUCUUCUAUAAGACGUCCAAUAGUGCAAACCGAAAGUAUGACCCCAUCACCAACGCUCUGCGAAGCAUCAAAACUACAAAUAGCAAUACUUCUCUGCCUUCCGUCUCCCUGGCACAACUAAUCCCAGCUGAGCAGAAUCUGACCAGCUUUUACCGCUACAAGGGCUCUCUGACCACCCCAGGGUGCACUGAGGCUGUAAUUUGGACUGUGUUUGAGAAUACCAUCCCUCUGAGCAUGGAUCAGCUGCGGGUGUUCUCUGAGCUUCAGUUCCACGAUGGAAAGCCGAUGGUGGGGAACUUUAGGCCGGUUCAGCCCCUGAACGGUCGGAAGGUGUUCCGGUCGGGAGGCGCAGUGAUCCUGGUCAGUUCCACCCUCCUCCUGGCCGCCAUCGCCACGGCCUUGGGACUGUCCCAACCCAACUAGAGCGGGGCAUCCUGUGCUGCACUGCGACAUCCAUGAACACAAUAAGUUCUGUAUCACUCCUCAGCUCAACCCUGGUUUGUAACUUCUUCAUUGCAUGGUUGCUAAGAUCGACCACGUCUUAGUGCAGACAUGACUCAUCUGGAGGUCCUCUCUUACAACACCAAUGACAAAGGCGUUAGAGGAACACCUUACGAAAGGUGUUGUAAGUGUUCGAUCAGCAUUCAUGCAUGCGUAAUGAAGCAGUAGGUCUUAUUUCAGCAUUAUGAAUGUGCCAUAAAGCUGGUUACCAAGCAGUCAAAGUGACAACAAAGUUCAAACUCAACACCAGAUCCCUUAGUCAUGCCUUCAUUUUUCACAGUGUCAUCCUACUAGCACCAGCACACACUUUGGACCACAUCCUCCUUGUCCAAUGUCAGGUAAAUUUAGUCUCUGCUUAAUGUUAUUGCGAGUUGCCAAUGUCAGCCCCAUGACCUGGCACGUUAUGUGUUGUUCUCAAUGGGGCAUGGGAACGGCAUGGAGCUAUUAAUAGCAGAACUGAGUCAAAUGAACACGCUCCAUUUCAAAGCCAGCGGUCAAAGGAGUCAGCAGUUUGGCUUUUCUUUCAAAGUCCAGGAGAACAGCGUGGCUGUCAGGUGAACCCCCACGCAGCCAUUCAGUCAGCAGUUGGUUCGGGAAAGGGGGGAGGGGUGUGAGGUCUUGCCUUUCUCUGCAGGAAUCCAGUGUCACGAGCAGAGCUGCAGUCUAUCUCCUCCCAGAGUCAGAGGCUACUGACACCUGAGAUAAAGAUGAAGUUGCAGAGAUGCUAAUGCUGAUAAAGGGAGUGACAGUCUGGUUUAGAGGGAGGAGGAAAGCAUCUGCAGGGUGGCUAGACAGAAACAUUUUUGAGAAUUAACCUGCAUAUAAAAUGUCACUCAUAUUUUCAAACCAACAUUAGUUUUCAUGCAUCUCAAACAUUUGCAUGAAUCUGCAUGUCUUGAUGUUCUAGAUGUUCAUAUUGAGCAACAUGUUCAUGGAGUGAAGCUGCGCACACAAAACUGUGCAUGCCAAAUUCAUACACACGCCUCAGGCACCCGUGAGGUUCAGUGAGCCUAUCUUGAGAACAUGUGACUGGGUUUAUGGCUUGUAUUACAGGGUCUCGGAUGCACUGAAUGUUAUUGACUGUGAAUUACAUCCCACUGAGUUCUUAUUCAUUUAUUCAGGAGGACUUGUUACGUAUUCCUGUGAGAGAUCUGUACAAUUUUCCAGCAAGAUUUAUUGAGAUGAUCAAGCAAGGAAUCUGUAUG